GAUCUUCGUUGUUUCCGCGUUGUGGUUUUAGUAGCUAUAGGUGCUACAUCUUCAUUCUACUAUGUCCAGCCCAGAUGUUCUCAGUGAGCUACUUGUUGCCCAGCUCUUGGAGGAGGACAUGCGAACUUUCGCGGAUGCAAGAGAGGCCGAAAGGCUUCAGAUGACACAAGUCCUCGCAGACUCCUCUCGAGCGUCUGGUCGAAUUCCUAAGAAAUUCAAUAUCAAAGACACGAUGUCCGAUGGGGAUGUUGCGCUGCAGCUCAUGGCGGAGGAAGCAAGGUUAAGCGGCGAUGCAGCGUUAGCUCAGGCAUUGCAGCAUUCCGUUGAUUCCUCCGUCACCGCAGGGCAACAAGAGGCUCAAAGGCUCGCUGCCGCAGAGAAGAAACUCAUGCUAGAUGCUGAAUUCGCUCGUCGUCUGCAAGAAGCCGAUGAAAGUGGUGACAUUGACCCAGAUGCUCCUAACAUGCAAAGUGCAGAAAGUGUUUUGGGUCAAGCGGCAAUCGAACGUAUAUUUGCUGGCGAUUUAAACGAUAAAGGGAAAAGCAAAGUCCAAUGGAACAGGAAUGGAAAACGUUCUCAGAAUCUUGAUGAAACUGACUCCUUCUGGAAGCGAGUGAAGGCAGAGGAUGAAGAUGUCAAAUUCGAUGCGGAUAGCAGACCAACCCCAACAUGUGGGAUUUGUAUGGAAACUUUCAAAGCAACCCACUCUCCAAUUGCAGCUGCUCAGUCCGCAAACUCCUCAUCCAAGCUUCCGUUUGGCCUGUACCUGCCAUGCCCUAAAUCUCACCCGUACUGCGCAGGUUGUCUCCAAUCUUACAUCAUGACUAAACUUGACCCAGAAGGAGACGGCAGCGGAAACCCUAGCAUGGUCGUCUUCCCUCUUCGUUGUCCUGAAUGCUCUUUAUCUGAAUGGGCAGAUGGUAUCCCGGAUGACGUUGCUGCUCGUGUAUUGUCUGAGAAGAAUAUGACGACUUGGCAUCACCAGAAGCUACUGGAUAGCCUACCAAGGCAUUAUUGUCCUAAUCCUCGCUGUUCUGCUUUGGUUCAACUUCAUGACGACCCGGAUGAACCACAAGCUCAAUGUCCAGCAUGUAGCACAUUAAUGUGUGUACCAUGUCGAGUUGUCUGGCAUCAAGAUCUUUCUUGCGAGGAAUAUCAAGCUCUUCCACUUGACGAACGCUCUCCCGAAGACCAGCAAGCCUUACAACUGAUGAAAGCUCAGAACUGGCGUCGAUGUCCCAAGUGCGCUUUCAUCGUCGAACUUUCUGUCGGAUGCAACCAUAUUACCUGCAGGUGCAGGACGGAGUUUUGCUUCAAAUGCGGAUGUAUGUUUUGCUUUUCUACCUACUUGUACUUUUCAUAUUUCAUUUAUUCCAUUCUAUCUUUAUUCCCAUUACUUAGCACUGUGGGACAAGAAGGGCCAAAAAUGUACUCGCAACCCCUCUUGUGAACUCUGGGACGAGGAAAUGUUACUCGAAGAGCGAGAACGUCGUCGCGAGCGUGAGGCUCAAGGCCGCCAAGCUUUCCGCCUACCACAAGCCCCGCCACCUUACGUUGCCCAUGCACCAGUCGUGCAAUUCGGUGCGAGAGCCCCAACAUUCGAUUGGAUGCAUGACCCAGAUAUUCUAUCUACUCGACAUUGGUUCACGUCUCAGAUGAUUCAAGACCUGAUCUGCAAAUACUGUGAUGUCAGACUGAAUUCCUUAGCAGACUUACAGUACCACUUGAGUCACACACGUCGGCAUGCGGUCUUCGCGUGUUGUGGUCGGUUUUUUAAGGCAGAAGCGGACUUCGACAGACAUGUUGUUGCAGAGCCGAGGAGAUUUGGCCUACAUUUACAUCAGGCUCGACGUAAUGCGUAACUGAACCUUCUUUCAUCAGGAUUCCCAUAGAGGUGAAAUUAUAUGUUUUCGCUUCUUUUUAUUUUCGGUGUCUAUAUAUGCUUGUUGCAUAAGACGGCGACAAUAAUACAAUAGAAUACAAUUACAGAGGUCCAAAGAACGAUGGUAUACAGGACUUCUUCACGCUUCCUACUUCCUAUUACGCACAUAGUUCAGUCUCCUGGAAAUACACUUCAUGGCCUGAUGGCAAUC
Messenger RNA from Somion occarium, 2093 nucleotides. The record is from the annotation of a GenBank genome assembly. NCBI's taxonomy places the organism in Eukaryota, Fungi, Basidiomycota, Agaricomycetes, Polyporales, Cerrenaceae.